GAAUAUCAUCAUCAUUAAGGUAAUUACAGAGUAUCGAAAAAAAAUUGGACAAUUUGCAGAAUAGCUGAGGCAGUGCUAUGAAGAUUUUCACUCUCAAACGAAACUCCGUUGGGAAUAGUUGGAUUUUUCAGACUUCGGCAGACACCUGGAUGGUCCAUCUUGAGAUAUUCUACAAGAAAGGAUUUUACCUGUUGAAAGUUCAGUGAAAAAAAAAUUGUGAAUCUGUGAAGUGUUUUAAAUAUUUUGUGAUUAUUUUUUAUUUUUAUUUUUUUUUAAUCAAAAUAGUGGCAAGUGUUUGAAAAGCUUUUCAAUUUUUAAUUUAAAUAAUUUCUUCUAUCUGCAAAAGUGAAGUGAUUUUGUGUUCUUGAGAAAAUAUCAAUGCCAAAAUGGGCUCAAUGGGAAUUUUGUCUUUCAGUAUCAAUGGCAAGCCUUACAAUGUACCGGCCAGUGAAAUUUCUGUCGACACGUCCCUCAAUACCUUCAUCCGGAAUCGAGCUAAUCUCACUGGGACAAAAUUCAUGUGUCUGGAAGGAGGGUGUGGGGUGUGCAUUGUUGUUCUCAAGGGCAUCCAUCCAGUGACAAAAGAGAAGACUACAUGGGCUGUUAACUCAUGCCUCUUUCCCGUAUUUUCUUGCCAUAACUUGGACGUAAUCACGGUGGAAGGGUUGGGAAAUGUUAAAGAUGGAUAUCAUCCUAUCCAGGAGCGCCUGGCAAAUCUCAAUGGUACACAGUGUGGAUAUUGUUCCCCGGGAAUGGUUAUGAAUAUGUACGGAUUGCUAGAGCACAAAGGCGGGAAAGUAACCAUGGAUGAAGUGGAAAAUUCCUUUGGGAGCAACAUUUGUCGUUGCACAGGAUAUCGUCCCAUUCUCGAUGCUUUUAAAUCCCUGGCCACGGAUGCUGAUGAAAAAUUGGUGGCUCUUUGUUGUGACAUUGAAGAUUUGCCCAAGAAAUGCCCUAAAACUGGACUAAAAUGCGAAGGAAGGUGUCAUCCACCUGAGAAAAAGUUCUUCAAAGGCUCAGAAUCUAAAGAAUGGCACAAAGUUCUCAAUCUUCAGGACAUUUUCACCGUCUUCCAGAAGUCUGGAGACAAAAAGUACAUGCUCGUAGCAGGCAAUACAGCUCAUGGAGUCUAUCGUCGUGAUCCUAACAUUGAGGUCUUUAUCGAUGUCAAUUCCGUUGACGAACUUCGAAAGCAUUCAAUUGGGGAGACUCUGGAACUUGGCGGGAAUAUGAAUCUUACAGAGAUGAUGGAAAUUCUAGAAAAAGCUGCUUCAACAAAGCCGGAAUUCGAAUACUGUCGUGUUCUUAUUAGGCAUAUCGAUGUUGUUGCAAGUGUUCCAGUACGAAAUACUGGAACAAUUGCUGGGAAUCUCAGCAUCAAGCAUGCUAAUAUAGAAUUCCCAUCUGAUAUUUUCCUCAUUCUGGAAGCAGUAGGAGCCAAAUUGACUAUUGUCGAUGGUAGUGGGAAGACAAUGGUUGUUUCCCUCGUCGAUUACUUGAAGAUUGAUAUGAAUAAGAAGAUCAUUCUGAAGGUUACACUUCCUGCUUUUGACCCUUCUCGAAUUUUCGUGCGAAGUUUCAAGAUUAUGCCUCGUGCCCAAAACGCCCAUGCUUAUGUAAAUGCGGCUUUUGUGUAUGAAUUUGCUGAUGCUUCUAAAGAAAAGCUUCUGAAAGCUACUAUUUGCUUUGGUGGAAUAAAUCCCAAUUUUGUGCAUGCUACCGAAACAGAAAAGCUCCUUCAAAAUGUAAAUCUCUUUGAUGAUAGCUUUUACCAGAAAGUCCUAAGUGUAUUGGGGGGAGAAUUGAAUCCGGAUUGGGAACUUCCGGAUGCCUCUCCAGAGUAUAGAAAAAAUCUCGCAUUGGCUCUAUUUUACAAGAGUUGCCUGGAUUUAUGUCCAGAGGGCAAAUUGAAGCCAGAAUUUAAGAGUGGUGCUACACAAAUAGACAGGGAAAUAUCUUCUGGAACCCAGACUUUUGAUACAUAUGAAAAGAACUGGCCACUCACGAAACCAGUGAAGAAAUUAGAGGCUCUUAUUCAGGUAUCCGGUGAGGCAAAAUACAUGAAUGAUCAUCCAUAUCGUGAUGAUGACUUGUGGGCGGCUUUUGUGCUAGCAACAGAGGCCAAGGUCAAGAUUGCGCAAAUUGAUCCAUCCGAAGCUCUCAAAGUUCCCGGAGUUGUUGCCUUUUUUAGCGCGAAAGAUAUUCCUGGGAUAAAUAGUUUUGUGUCCAUGAAAGUGCCGUUUACCACGGCAAAUGAAGAAAUCUUCGCUAGUGACAUUGUAGCCUUCCAUGGACAACCUGUGGGAGUAAUUGUGGCUGAUAGUCUAUCUCUAGCACAAACAGCCUCAAAGCUCGUCAAGGUUAUUUACACGAAACCACAAAACCGGGAACUCCUCGUGACUUUAAAGGAUGUUAUGGAGGCUAAAGCAUGGCAUCGGAUUGCCAGUGAGUUGCAUACAAAGCCUAAAAAUCCGACAAAGUAUCAGGGUGUGAAAGGAAGUCAUCAGAUAAGUGGAAGAUUUGACAUCGGAAGUCAAUAUCACUACACAAUGGAGCCCCAGACUACAGUGUGUGUUCCCGUGGAGGACGGGAUUGAUGUAUUCAGUGCCACCCAAUGGAUGGAUCAGACCCAGGUGGCUAUAUCAGAUUGUCUCAAAAUGCCCGAAAAUGCCAUUAAUCUUCAGGUGCGUCGUGUUGGAGGUGCCUAUGGUGCGAAAAUCACACGAUCAGCCCAAGUGGCUUGUGCAGCAGCCUUGGCAUGUCAUCUCUUGAGACGCACUAUUCGCUUUGUCAUGUCCAUUGAGCAGAACAUGACGGCAAUUGGCAAAAGAUAUGCCGUGGCUUCUGAAUACGAAUGCGAAGUAGACGAUUCUGGCAAAAUUCUCAAGUUGAAAAAUUCCUUUAUGGAAGACUUCGGCUGCUCCCCCAAUGAAGAUGUUACAUCGUUUGCCAAUAAAGCUUUUCUCAAUGUCUACGAUGGGGAUGCAUGGGAUGUGAAGUCUCAAUUGAUCCUAACAGAUGCCCCUGGAAAUACUUGGUGUCGUGCUCCGGGAAAUCUUGAGGGAAUGGCCAUGGCUGAGAAUAUCAUGGAGCACAUAGCACAUGUAACGAAGCGGGAUGUUAAUGAGAUUCGCCUCCUCAAUAUGCCCAACGACAGCCCCAUGAAGAAGUACUUCACAGAUUUCCGACAGUCAACAGAUUUCGAUGCUAGGAGGAAAGAAAUUGAUGCUUUCAAUGAGGCUAAUCGCUGGAAGAAGAGAGGUAUCUCCAUUGUCCCAAUGACUUUCCACCUGGAGUACUUUUUCACCAUGCCUGCUCUUGUAUCUGUUUAUCAUGGUGAUGGAUCUGUAUCAAUAACUCACGGUGGGAUUGAGAUGGGUCAAGGAAUCAAUACAAAAGCAGCACAGGUAGCUGCCCAUAUUUUGGGGAUUCCCUUGGAGAAGGUUGCUGUAAAGGCUUCCAGUGUUCUAACAGCACCUAAUUCCUUGGUGAGCGGAGGCAGUUUGGCUAGUGAUUGUGUGCCUUUUGCUGUAAUGAAAGCUUGCCAGGCUCUUCUAGAGCGAAUGAAGCCCAUCAAGGAGAAGAUGAAGGAGCCAAAAUGGGAGGAACUUUGUGGGGCAUGCUUCCUCAAUGGAGUGGAUCUUUGCGCGACCUACAUGUUCCGUCCUGGUGAUGCGCAGGAAUAUCAUAUUUGGGGAGUAGCAUGCACAGAUAUUGAAGUAGAUCUCCUGACUGGAAAUAUUCAGCUCCGUCGUGUGGAUAUUCUCGAAGAUACCGGAGAGAGUUUGAGCCCAAAUGUGGAUGUUGGUCAGGUUGAGGGUUCAUUUAUCAUGGGCGUUGGGUACUGGCUCCAUGAGAGCCUUGUCUUUAAUCGCCAAAAUGGUGAACUACUGACAAAUAGAACUUGGACCUACAAACCUCCUGGAGCUAAAGACAUUCCUGUGGACUUUAGGAUUACCUUCCUUCAGAAGAGUUCUAAUCCAGGUGGUGUGCUUCGGUCGAAAGCAACAGGAGAGCCUGCAUUGUCAAUGGCUUGUGGUGUUAUCUUUGCUCUUCGUCAUGCUCUCAAUUCUGCCCGUAAAGAUGCUGGACUUCCUCCAGAUUGGUACAAUAUUGGAUCACCAUCAACACCCGACGAGAUUUUCUUGAGAGCUGGAAACAAGGUGGACGACUUCCGUUUUAUGUAGAUUUUUCAAAUCAACAAUCUCUUAACAAAAUAUUUCAUAAAGUAAAAUUUUGUUCUAUUUUUACUAAUUUUUCUGAGCCAUCGAGAGACAUACUACUAAAUCACUACCAGACAAAUCUUAUGAACCUUAUGUAUAUUCUACAAAAUUAUCUUGUAUUUUUUUGCAAAUAUGUUUAAUAAAGGGUAGUAGGGUGCAGUAAAUGUGA
Phlebotomus papatasi is the source of this 4392-nucleotide messenger RNA. RefSeq lists its product as uncharacterized. Lineage: Eukaryota; Metazoa; Arthropoda; Insecta; Diptera; Psychodidae. The record is from RefSeq and is a predicted model, not a curated record. Gene Ontology annotation, molecular function: 2 iron, 2 sulfur cluster binding; FAD binding; iron ion binding. The transcript is spliced from 8 exons. The coding region runs from base 387 to 4187 and encodes 1266 amino acids.